UUGUGUGUUAUUAUGUAAAUUAUAAUUUAAACAAAAGCUUUCCUACCUCCAUCUUCCAUCUUUCAAAUUCCUUGAAUGAGAAGGAGACAUUUGGGGUCUCUGCCGACACAAACAUACAGGCAGUUGCACUGCCAUCUCUCUCUCUCUCUCCCUCUAUCUUGGGGCAACCAUUGAAGAUAACUCACAAGCAAAACACCCUUUCUCCUUUCUCAGUGUCUUCUGCGUUUUUGGUUGGCUUUGGUAAUGGAUGUUUACCGGAAUCCCAUCGUAUGCGGCGACAUUCCGGCGGAGUUCCAGCCGGAGAGAGCUCCUUCUCCGGAAAAAACUAUGUGGGAGGACUUCUUCCCUGGGCAAAAUAAGGAAGAAGAUGAGGAGAACGUCAGCCUGCAAUGGCUUUCAAUCUUUGUGGAGGACUGCCUAUCUGCCACUACAAGUUUCACCUCGCCACCACCAUUAACUCACACAAACACAAACAAAACUUCUCAAAAUCCUACAGUAACUAAAAAAUCAAACUCCUCCUUUGAAAAUCUCUCAGUUCCAGUCCCAGUCCCAGCUAAGGCCAGAACCAAGAGAAAGAAAACCAAAGGUGAUUCCAAUUUCUUAAAUUACUCUAAAGAGUCUCCUCUCCUCCACCAAAAACAUUGGCUUGCAGAGAGUGAGCUCCUCAUAAUCCCCAAAAUGGAGAAGCUUGACAAGCACCAAGGGAAGGCAAAUAAUGGUAAUGGCAAUGGAGGAGAAUUGCACCCGCUGCAGCCGAGACG
Molecule: messenger RNA, 761 nt
Organism: Phalaenopsis equestris
Lineage: Eukaryota; Viridiplantae; Streptophyta; Magnoliopsida; Asparagales; Orchidaceae
Product: GATA transcription factor 5-like
Biological process (GO): regulation of DNA-templated transcription
Molecular function (GO): sequence-specific DNA binding; zinc ion binding
Source: RefSeq, a predicted model, not a curated record